AUGACUUGGGACGGUUGUGAUUUUCUUGAAGGCUUGCAAACGACCGUUGGGGAGAUGCUGGGCGCCAACGUUUCCAAAUCAUUGCGCGAAUGCAAUGCCACCAAGAAUUCCAGUUGUGGAUAUGUAUCAGUUGGUUUCCCCAUAACCAUGAUGAUCACUGGCAUGGUGGGCAACUCAUUAGCUCUUAUUCUGGUGUAUAUCUCUUACAGAAAGAAGGAAAAUAAAAGGAAAAAGUCGUUCUUACUUUGCAUUGGAUCGCUGGCGUUGACUGACCUGUUUGGACAGCUUUUGACAAGUCCGAUAGUAAUAUCAGUUUACCGAGCUGAUCUGAAAUGGGAGCGUAUCGACUCAUCAGGCAAUUUGUGCGCCUUUUUUGGCAUGUGCAUGACCACUUUUGGCCUGUGCGCCCUCUUCUUGGCCAGUGCCAUGGCAAUUGAAAGAGCUAUGGCGAUAACAAACCCCCAUUGGUACUCCAAUCACAUGAAGACAAGUGUGACAAAGCAGACUCUGGUUGCUAUAUGGUGCCUUGUGUUGCUCUUUGCGCUGCUGCCCAUUGCAGGGGUCGGGAAAUACACACGUCAGUGGCCGGGUACCUGGUGCUUUAUCAGCACCGGGGACAGAGAAGUCCCGGGCAAUAUGUUUUUCUCCAUCACUUUCGCUGUACUUGGGAUUUUCUCUCUGCUUGUAACAAUUUCCUGCAAUGUGAUGACGAUCCGGGGCUUAAUUAUCCGGUGUAAAACAAAGUCUGGCACUUCUCAGUCAUCAAAGCAGUGGGAACGGCUCACCACGGAGACUGUCAUUCAGCUUUUAGGGAUUAUGUGCGUCCUGGUUAUAUGCUGGUCUCCUCUACUGGUGCUGAUGCUGCGGAUGAUCUCCACCCAAGUAUCCUCCCAUGAAUGCAAUUCACUGGCAGGGUCCUUUAAUCACACCUCUGGCCAAGACGUCCAGUUAGACUGUAAUUUCUUUCUGACAGCCAUCCGUCUUGCCUCUCUCAACCAGAUCUUGGACCCAUGGGUCUAUUUGCUCUUCAGGGAGAUCCUCCUCCGUAAGUUCUGCAUCAUGGCUAAUGCUGUGUCCAACUGCUCCAUAGAGGAACACAAGGAGACCCCAACGGCACUGGAUGCUCUUAAUAAGCCGAACAAAGACAACAACAGCCUUCAUAAACGACAGAGUAGCUAAAUCGACUGAAACAGGAAUUCAGCAUUUUGUGAAUCUAAAGUUGGCACAGAUCGGGAGGAAUGCGAAAAUGGAUACAUUA
Messenger RNA from Scomber japonicus (chub mackerel), 1258 nucleotides. RefSeq names its product prostaglandin E receptor 3 (subtype EP3) (gene ptger3). Gene Ontology annotation, biological process: adenylate cyclase-activating G protein-coupled receptor signaling pathway; intestine smooth muscle contraction; phospholipase C-activating G protein-coupled receptor signaling pathway. The record is from RefSeq and is a predicted model, not a curated record. Gene Ontology annotation, molecular function: prostaglandin E receptor activity. Gene Ontology annotation, cellular component: plasma membrane. Bases 1 to 1179 code for a protein of 392 amino acids. The transcript is spliced from 2 exons. Lineage: Eukaryota; Metazoa; Chordata; Actinopteri; Scombriformes; Scombridae.